Trichosurus vulpecula (common brushtail) is the source of this 639-nucleotide messenger RNA. RefSeq names its product ropporin-1. The transcript is spliced from 5 exons. The record is from RefSeq and is a predicted model, not a curated record. NCBI's taxonomy places the organism in Eukaryota, Metazoa, Chordata, Mammalia, Diprotodontia, Phalangeridae. The coding region runs from base 1 to 639 and encodes 212 amino acids.
AUGCCUCAGACAGACAAGCAAAUAUGCAUACCUCCGGAGCUUCCAGAAUUGCUGAAGCAGUUUACCAAAGCUGCCAUCCGGACCCAGCCUACGGAUCUGAUCCAGUGGGCUGCUGACUAUUUUGGGGCUAUGUCCCGUGGAGAGAUUCCUCCAGUGAGAGAGCGAUCUGAGCGAAUCCCACUGUCUAAUUGGGCUGAACUCACACCUGAACUGCUAAAGAUCCUACAUUCUCGGGUAGCUGGAAGGCUGAUCGUACAUGCUGAUGAAUUGGCCCAGAUGUGGAAGGUGCUGAGUCUCCCAACAGAUCUAUUUAACAGUGUGAUGAAUGUGGGUCGCUUCACUGAAGAGAUUGAAUGGCUCAAGUUUUUAGCUCUGGCUUGCAGUUCUCUUGGAGUUACCAUAGCCAAAACCCUCAAGAUUGUAUGUGAAGUUUUAUCAUCUGAACAUGAUGGAGGACCUCCCCGAAUCCCUUUUAGCACUUUUCAAUUUCUUUACACAUAUAUUGCUGAAGUGGACGGGGAGAUUUCAGCGUCCCACGUCAGUCGAAUGCUGAACUAUAUUGAACAGGAAGUAAUCGGUCCUGACGGUUUAAUCAAGGUGAAUGACUUUACCCAAAAUCCCAGGGUACGGCUGGAAUAA